This is a messenger RNA of Trichomonas vaginalis G3, 1170 nucleotides long. RefSeq names its product glycosyl transferase. The record is from RefSeq and is a predicted model, not a curated record. Gene Ontology annotation, cellular component: endoplasmic reticulum. The coding region runs from base 1 to 1170 and encodes 389 amino acids. The transcript has a single exon. Lineage: Eukaryota; Parabasalia; Trichomonadida; Trichomonadidae. Gene Ontology annotation, molecular function: mannosyltransferase activity.
AUGCCUGAAUACGUCGUAGUUGUUUUAGGCGACCUUGGAAGAAGUCCGCGUAUGCAAAACCACGCGGUUUGUCUUUCCAAACUUCCAAAUGCGAGAGUUCACCUUGUAGGAUACAAUGAAUCACCAUUAUUUAAAGAAUUACAAGAAUCAAAAAACGUCGUAAUUCAUCCUAUCAAGCCAUUUUGGAAUCUUCCACGUAUAUUAUUCCCAAUAUAUGCACCCCUUAAGAUUUUAUGGCUUUUCUUCCAACUAUUUCUUUUAAUUUUUACAUUGCCUCGCUUCGAACUCGUUCUUGCACAAAAUCCACCAACAAUUCCAACUCUUCCAUUCUGCUGGCUUCUUCGUGUUAUCAAAGGAAAGCGCUUUGUCAUUGAUUGGCAUAAUCUUGGCUGGUCAAUUCUUCAAUGCAACAAAUCCAGAGGCUGGAAGGUACUUAAAUUCCUUGAAUAUAUCACUGGAAGAUGGUCUGAUGGCAAUAUUACUGUUACAAACGCAUUACAAGCACAUCUUCGAGAACAUAAAAUCGAAUCUGCUGUUGUUUACGACAAACCAUCCAAUUUAUUCAAGCCAACACGCGAAUUACGUUCCAAAUACGCUAAGCAACUUAAUCUUGAAGAAAAUUCAAUUUGGAUUAUGUCAUCAACAUCAUGGACACCAGAUGAAGACAUAGACAUGAUCAACAGAACAGCAGAAAUCCUUGAUAAAGAACUUGGAGAAAAGAAGAAGAACAUCACAUUCAUCAUUUCCGGAAAAGGACCAAAUCAACGCGCAUUUAUCCAAGAAGUCAAAGGCCGCAACUACAUGAACAUCGAUUUCUGCUAUCCAUUCCUCCCAUACGAGCAGUACGCAGAACUCUUAGGAUCCUGUGAUGCUGGUGUUUCUCUCCACAAAUCCUCAUCUGGUUUCGAUCUCCCGAUGAAGGGACUCGACAUGAUUGGCGCUGGUCUUCCUCUCCUCUCUGUCAGAUACAGCUGCAUUGAUGAGCUCGUUCAUGAAGGUGUUGACGGACUUCUUUUCAACGAUGAACAGGAACUCGCAAAUAUUAUCAGAUCCUGCUUCAUCGAGAAAACAAUCGACAUCGAGAAGAUCCGUAAAGGAAGUAUCGAAGCCGGCGCUGAAAAAUGGGCUGGAUUAUGGGAAAGAGCCGCUAAGCCAGUUUUGAUUGUCUAA